CAGUCGGUCAGCAUCUGAUCAGGACAGCAGAGCCGUUCCUCUUCAGAUCCAUCCAUCCAUCCAUCCAUCCAUCCAUCCAUCCAUCCAUCCAUCCAUCCAUCCAUCCAUCCAUCCAUCCAUCCAUCCAUCCAUCCAUCCAUCCAUCCAUCCAUCCAUCCAUCCGUCCAUCCAGAUGAGUGACCAUCCUCCUCCGUAUCGUCCGUUCUUCCCUGACGAUUCGUCUCCCUCCAUGUUUCCUCCAGCUUUUUACUCUCCGCCCACUGCCUUCCCCGGCUCCGCCUAUCAGACGUUCCCUCAGACCAUCGUCCAAUCAGGACCCGCUGCACCGCAGGGGGCCUCGGCGACGCCACCUGGUUACUAUGGCAACAAAUACCAGGGCUCCCAUCCGGCGAAGCCCACAGUUCUGCUGAUGGAUCCUCGGACCAAUCAGCAGCCGGGCGGCAUCGGGUCGUACCUGGCCGCCUGUUCUGCGGCUCUGUGCUGCUGCUGCCUGUGGGACCUGCUGCACCGCUGACCAUCAUCACCUCCAUCAUCAUCAUCCUCAGCGGUUCGGAGGGAAAUCCUGCUGUCUGAUUGGACGGCGAGCAGAAACAAACAUGGAGGUUGAUGAUGUCAUCUGAAAGCAUUUUCUAGCCGCUCUUUGCUGGCGUCUCUUUGAUGAUUAUUGAUCGUAUAUCAGAUUGGUCACAGCUGAUCUCUAAAGUGACUGAUAGGUAACUGUGUUGUAACUUUUUAACAGUUUUUCUCUGUUUUUUUGUU
Messenger RNA from Poeciliopsis prolifica (blackstripe livebearer), 759 nucleotides. RefSeq names its product cysteine-rich and transmembrane domain-containing protein 1-like. Lineage: Eukaryota; Metazoa; Chordata; Actinopteri; Cyprinodontiformes; Poeciliidae. The transcript is spliced from 6 exons. The record is from RefSeq and is a predicted model, not a curated record. The coding region runs from base 173 to 514 and encodes 113 amino acids.